Messenger RNA from Peronospora matthiolae, 651 nucleotides. NCBI's taxonomy places the organism in Eukaryota, Oomycota, Peronosporomycetes, Peronosporales, Peronosporaceae. The record is from the annotation of a GenBank genome assembly.
AUGUACGAAGGGAUUGACAACUUGAAAUCCCUUUACGACCGUGCCGGGAAGACUUUCUCCGGCGGUCCUUCUGCGGCACAGGAUGUGCCGCGUCGUACUGCUCAACCAGACCCAGUACGUCGAUCAUCAGUUGGGAGCGGGGCUCCCAAGAAUCCCAGGACGGGGGAUAGCCGCGCCACCGGACGAGAUAACUCGUCCGACGUCCGUUCACGUCGCGGUGGUUCAACAGCUGCUCAACUAGAUAGCGCUGGCCACCGCGAGAGUCCUCUAAUGGAAGUGGAGGAGGAGGAAAGACGCUCUCCACACGAUCAUGUGAAUCGGUGUGUUCCCGAGAGCUUCUUUGAUCGCGUAACGCAAGGGUUACGCGACGAUCUCGAACAUGAGCGGGACAGGCGUCUCCAAAUGGCGGACACUGUCUUGAAGCAUCGAGCUGAGUUUGACUUUUCUCAGCUUGAGAACGAGAGAUCUCUGACAUCUCUUCGUGACGAGCUAAGGGUAGCUCGUGGGAUUGUUGAUCGGUCUCGGGAUGAGAUAGCUGCUCUUCAGACCCUUGUUGAUGCCCACCAUCGGGAGUACAAGGCUCUCUGCGAGAUGCUUGAGCGCAAGGGCGUUCUUCAUCGGAAGAAGCAGCGUACUGAUGGUACGGCUUAA